CCUUUUGCAGUGUGUAAACUUUCUUUUCAUUUUGUGUUGCAUUUCGGUCUCUUUAUUCCGGUGAGAUCAGAACUCUCCGGCGAUUUAUGCGGUCGCCGGUGGCUACCUUGCGUGGUAUGAUCCAUGCGUUGAUCUGGUUCUCCCUUGGUUUCUUGAUUUGAAGUCCAGAAACAGAACAAAAAGGAAACAAAAACAGAGUAAAACAAAGCAAAUUUGUGUUGUAAUUACUGUUUAUUGUAAAUAUUUUGAGAUUUUUUUGUUUUUGGUGUUGGAAAGAUGAAUUUAAGAGCGGCGGAAGAUGAAGAAUCGGUUUCGGUUUCGGUAUCAGGUCAAGAAAUUGAUGUACCAAGCGAUAUAGAUUGGCAUAUGUUAGAUAAAUGGAAGUUUUUCUUACAUGGGGCGGCGCUAUUUUCUGGAGUUUCAGCAGCCCUUUAUCCUGUAGUUGUGUUAAAGACAAGACAGCAAGUGGGUCAGUGUCAAGUUUCAUGUGUAAAAACUGCAACUUUUGUGGUUAGAAAUGAGGGUUUUAGGGCUUUGUAUAGAGGAUUCGGGACUUCGUUGAUGGGUACAAUCCCUGCGAGGGCGCUUUACAUGGGGGCUUUAGAGGUUACAAAGAGUAAAGUGGGGAGCUUUACUGUUAGAUUAGGGCUUAAUGAAGGGACUGCAGCUGCAAUUGCAAAUGCCGCUGCAGGGUUGAGUGCAGCCAUGGCUGCUCAACUUGUUUGGACUCCAAUUGAUGUUGUGAGUCAAAGGCUAAUGGUUGCUAAUGGAAAAGAUUGUAGAUAUGUAAAUGGGAUCGACGCGUGUAGGAAGAUUGUUAGGACUGAUGGAGCAAGAGGAUUGUAUAGAGGAUUUGGGAUAUCAAUCUUGACAUAUGCACCAUCAAAUGCAGUGUGGUGGGCAUCAUAUUCUGUGGCUCAAAGGGUGGUUUGGGGAGGAAUUGGGUGGCAUUUUUCGGGGAAAGGUGGAUAUGGUGUUGGUGGUGGGGAUGAUGGUGAGGGGAGUAUGAAUAUGAUUAGGCCGGAUUCAAAAAUGGUAAUGGCAGUUCAGGGAGUGAGUGCAGCUAUGGCAGGUGGUGUAUCGGCUUUAAUUACAAUGCCACUUGAUACAAUUAAGACUAGGUUGCAGGUUUUGGAAGGGGAAGCGAAUGGUAGGCUUGGACCGACUGUUGGGCAGACUGUUCGGAAUUUGGUCAAGGAAGGUGGUUGGACGGCCUGUUAUAGAGGGUUGGGGCCAAGGUGGGCAUCAAUGUCUAUUUCUGCAACAACUAUGAUCACUACUUAUGAGUUUCUGAAACGCCUCUCGACUAAAAGUCAAGAGGUUUUAACCUGAAGGGGAGUUGAGAAAUGGAGGGUUGUUACACGAUGAAUGACUUGGUAUACAAGAUUGGAGCCUUCUGCUUCAAUGUAAAUCCCUGCAAUGGCAAUGUUCACUGCCUGUGAAUUUCUUUAAUAAUGGGGAAUUAUCUCUUAUCUUGUUAAAUUUCACUCUACUUGUCUAUAUUCUUUUUGCCUACUUACUUUCUCUUUGUUAGCCAUAGCCUGCCUCCUGGGUUAAUCAAUGUAAUUGAUGUCACCUCUCUUGCAUAUAAAUAUAAAUCUCUUUUUCUCUUCCUCA
This is a messenger RNA of Pistacia vera, 1617 nucleotides long. Its product is annotated as solute carrier family 25 member 44-like. Lineage: Eukaryota; Viridiplantae; Streptophyta; Magnoliopsida; Sapindales; Anacardiaceae. The record is from RefSeq and is a predicted model, not a curated record. The transcript has a single exon. The coding region runs from base 277 to 1332 and encodes 351 amino acids.